UUCUCCUUCCUCUCAUAACGUUAUCUAAUAAAGCCACUACAGCAGCGACAAGCCCUACCUCCUCUCUUUCCUUUCACAUGCAAAUCAAAUAUCCAUUCAAACCCUAAUUCAAAACAUUCUCUCACCGCCACCGCCGCUCAUUUUCCGCCAUAUCCGCCUCUCAUCGGAACUUUAUCUCUCUCGAUUUCCACAAAGAAACCCUAAUUUUUGUAUAACAAGUGCCAAGAAAACCGAAGUUUAAUUUUAACGAUUUGGUUUUGUAAUCGAUUUGUCGAUAAGUAUAAAUUAUCACUUAAUAAUUUUGUUUUUUUGUUAAAUCUUAAUUUUAUAUUUUACCUUGUAAUUUAUCUGAUCUUUCAUUUAUUGAAACCCUAGGAAUUUGUCUUCGUCGUCGUUCUUUGUCCAUACGAUUUUCACAAAUUUCGAGUUUAGUCCCUUUCUGCGAAUUUACAGUUUUGUCCCUAAGUUGGUAAUCAUGGUGGGUGGAGGAAGCAGGAGAGAUGAGGGAUCGUUGGUGAUUAACAGCACGAACGUGUUUGCUGCGCUUGAGACAUUGAGGAAGAAGAAGAAAUCUGAUAAGGAGCGUGUAGGUUCGAAGAGCGGGAAAGGGGGUUCUAAGAGUGGGAAAGAGCAGCAAUCGAAGGAGCCUGAUCCGGAAGUUUUUUGGGCCCCGGCAAAACUUACUGCUAAAUCUUGGGCUGAUGUUGACGACGAAGAUGACGAUGAUUAUUAUGCUACGACGGCACCGCCUCUAUCUGUUUGGGGGUCCUCGGACCAGCAGCAGAGUGAGGAGAAAUCUGCCCAUGUAGAGGAAAGCGAGAGCGAAGAAGAUAUUUUGGAUGAAGGUGAUGAUGAUGUAGAGGAAGAACAUGACCAUGAACCAGAGGCAGUACAUCCUGAGCCAGUGGUGAAGAAGACCCCUGAAGUUCCUCUGCCACCCAAGGAGACAGAAAGACAACUUUCUAAGAAGGAAAGAAAGAAGAAGGAACUUGCAGAGCUUGAGGCCCUUCUUGCGGAUUUUGGAGUUGCUCAGAAAGAUAGCAAUGGCCAAGAUGAGUCACGUGAUGCUGCACAGGAGAAGAAAGAUGGGGAGACUCAUGAAGAGGGAGAUAAGAAGGAAAAUGUCGCUGGAGAGUCCAAAAACGCCAAGAAGAAGAAAAAGAAGGACAAGUCAGCAAAGGAGCCCCAAGAUCAGCCCACCAAUUCAGAAGCCAAUAACAGGUCAGAAGAAGCUGCUGGAACGGAGCAUGUGGAGGAGGAUGCUUCUGCUGUUGACAUGAAAGAACGACUAAAGAAGAUGGCAUCUGCAAAGAAGAAGAAGUCUAGUAAAGAGAUGGAUGGGGGUGCCAAAGCUGCUGCUCAAGAGGCUGCUGCAAGAAGUGCAAGGCUAGCUGCAGCCAAGAAGAAAGAGAAGAAUCAUUACAACCAGCAGCCAGUGCGGUAAAAUGCCCAGAUGGAUGGACAUAUGUUUCUUGUUGUUCAUAUACCAAUGCAAAAUAAACAGUGGGCGCCAGGCUCUGGCUUUGUGAAAGGUGACUUUCUAGUUGUAUUGCUUUGGACAGCAAAAAAAAAAAAAAAAAAAAAAAAGAAGCUUCCUCUUUGGCGUUUUGGAUCUUAUCUUUUGCUCUGAUGUCAUGGAAAACAUAGUUUUGGCAGUUUUGUUAAUUGAAAUUCUUCACUGGAAGGGUAGUUGAACUUGAAUUCUGUGUAAUGCAGCCCUUUGAAAUCUAAGUCUUUUCUUGUUGAUGGAUGA
Molecule: messenger RNA, 1753 nt
Organism: Populus euphratica (Euphrates poplar)
Lineage: Eukaryota; Viridiplantae; Streptophyta; Magnoliopsida; Malpighiales; Salicaceae
Product: high mobility group nucleosome-binding domain-containing protein 5
Exons: 3
Coding region: 476-1444 (322 amino acids)
Source: RefSeq, a predicted model, not a curated record